Molecule: messenger RNA, 1511 nt
Organism: Solanum verrucosum
Lineage: Eukaryota; Viridiplantae; Streptophyta; Magnoliopsida; Solanales; Solanaceae
Product: heat stress transcription factor B-2b
Exons: 2
Coding region: 116-1096 (326 amino acids)
Biological process (GO): regulation of transcription by RNA polymerase II
Cellular component (GO): nucleus
Molecular function (GO): DNA-binding transcription factor activity; RNA polymerase II cis-regulatory region sequence-specific DNA binding
Source: RefSeq, a predicted model, not a curated record
CCUUCCUAUCCUACUCACCUCCUAAGAAACUUCUAGAAACAAAAACGCAAUUUUCUCGUCUUCUCGAUCUGUUUAGAGGAGGUUUGGAUCUGAAUUAGCAGCAACGGUGGAAGCCAUGGUGCCAUCGUCUGUUGAACAUUCCGGCGAAUCUGGGGAGAAUCAGAGAUCUCUUCCGACGCCAUUUCUGACGAAAACUUACCAGCUUGUAGAUGAUUCUGCCAUGGAUGAGUUGAUCUCGUGGAAUGACGAUGGAACGACAUUCAUUGUUUGGAAACCUGCUGAGUUUGCUAGGGAUUUGCUUCCGAAAUAUUUUAAGCAUAAUAAUUUUUCCAGUUUUGUUCGGCAGCUUAAUACUUACGGAUUCAGAAAAGUUGUACCUGAUCGAUGGGAAUUCGCAAAUGACUGUUUCCGUAGGGGUGAGAAAGGACUGCUUCGUGACAUUCAACGCCGGAAAAUCUCACCGGCAGGUACCGUCGUGAGUGCGGUUGUUGCACCAGCAGCACAAGCGGUGACGGUAGCGGUAGCACCGGCUGUGAGGAUGGUUUCUUCGUCGAAUUCCGGUGAUGAGCAGGUGUUAUCAUCCAACUCAUCGCCGGCAGCUACGGCUGCCGCAGCCGGAUCGGCGAUGUUAAGGACCACCACGUGUACGACGACGUCGGAGCUUAUAGAGGAGAACGAGCGGUUGAGAAAGGAGAACGCGCAACUGAAUCAGGAAUUGAAUCGGUUGAGAAGUUUAUGCAAUAACGUAUACAAUCUGAUGUCCAAUUACUCGGUGAAUCCGGCGGAUAUACCGGCAGGUAUACCGGAAGGUCGAGCUCUGGAAUUGCUUCGUACGGGGAAGGUUGACGGCGGCGGUGCCGCCUUUACAGCGGCGGAGAGUAGCGGCUUUAUGGCGGAGGAAUAUAUAAGCCCACGGUUGUUUGGUGUAUCAAUUGGGGUAAAGCGCGUGAAGAGAAGCAACGAAGAAGAAUCUGAUAGAGUUGAGGAUCAGGAUCAAGUACAACCGCUUGGAUCAGACAUGGAAUCAGAGCCGUUGGAUUCAGGAAGCGCUCAUUAUGAUGAUCAACCAUGGAUCUAUCGAUUAGAUUUAGGGUGAUGAUUUGUCACUCAGAACAAGUGGGUCCCUUGGAGGUGGGGUCCACAGAAGCACUUGGGUGUUGAUGAACAACACGUGUACAAUGGAAGAUUGUUGGUUGUUUCUGGUGGCUUCUAGAAGAAGUGAGAAAUUGAGUCCAAUGGUUUUUAGAAAAGGUCACAAUAUUAGAAAAUUAUAAAAGCCCCCAAAAGAGGUGGAAAAGGAGAAAAAAAGUGGCUUUUUAAUAUGACUUCAUAAUUGGAUUGGAAAAAUAGAGGGAGCUGAGCUGGUUGGUUGAAAAAGAUGAUAGUCAAUGUUUUAAUUAGUUGGGAUUAGGGAAAUAUUUAUAUUAACAAUACAAGGUGCCAACUAAUUUUUGGCUAGGGAAAUUGUUUGUGCAUAAUUGAAACAUUAACAAUGUUGUAACUUUAUGUUU